UUUUCUCCCCCUAUAUAAACCUGUGGUUAGGGAAAUUACGAGAGACUCGCGUUAUAUUCUGUGCUCUAUAGAGAGGGAAAAGAGAAUUAUCGACCAAUUAUUCGUUACAACUUGUUAUGAUGUCAUACUCCAAAAGAUCAAGGUAUUCUCGCUCUCCUUCCCCAUACAGGCGGUACAGUAGGUCAGUUUUGAGGUCCUUGUCAAGGUCCUUAUCCAGAAGCCGGUCAAGGAGCCGUGAUUCCAGUGAUGUUGAAAACCCUGGGAAUAACCUAUAUGUAACAGGAUUAUCACCGCGAAUAACGAAAAGAGACCUUGAGAAGCAUUUUGCAACCGAGGGAAAGGUUGAGGAUGUUCAUCUUGUGGUUGAUCCAUGGACUAGAGAAUCUCGUGGAUUUGGGUUUGUAACUAUGUGCUCUGUUACGGAUGCUAACCGCUGCAUUAAGUAUCUGAACCGCUCUGUUCUUGAAGGCCGUGUCAUCACGGUGGAGAAGGCUAAGAGGCGAAGAGGUCGGACACCCACCCCUGGAAAGUAUCUUGGGUUGAGAACAAUCCGUGUGCGGCGUCGCUCUCCUAGUUAUUCUCCCUAUUAUUCCAGGAGCCGCUCUCCUCAUUAUUCGUCCGACUUAGAUAGGAGCAGGUCACCCUCUCCUCACUACAGGCGGCGCAGGUCUUAUUCUUACUACAGUAGACGAGGAUCAUACUCCCCUUACUACAGUGAAGGAUCUCGUUCCCCGUACAGCGGGUCACCUGUUAGCAGGCGUGAUAGAUCCUAUUCUCCUUACUUCUAUAGGCACAACUCACCAGAUGACCGCUGGUACAGGAGAGGCCACUAUCGUUCUAUCUCACGAAGCACCUCACCUGUGGUGAGGGGGAGGUCGAGGAGGAGCUACUCAGGCAGUGUGUCCCCCAGGCGGCGGAGUUACAGGAGCUAUUCACGCAGUGUUUCUCCAGGGCGCUCAAGAAGUUACUCUCGCCGCAUUUCUCCAAGGCGGGGGAGGAGCUCGAGGAGAAGCUACUCUCGAAGCAUUUCCCCUAGAAUUAGGAGCUUGAGGAGGAGCUUUUCACGCAGGCUUGAGCAUUCUAGGGGCAGAUAUUCUUCUAGGAGCUGUUCUAGGAGCCCAAGCGGGAGCCCAAUUUCCAGAUCUGAGACUCCUAGGUCUGGUUCACCUUCGUAUUGAAGGGUUUGGGUUUGAGUUGGUAGGGGUCUCUUAUUUUAGGGAUAGUGGUUUAAGAUCGUCAACUCAUGUGGUUGUAGUUGGGGGACCUAUUGUUUGGUUUGCCUGGUGGCUGACUAUUUGAGCGAGCAUAUUGAUAUCAAUGUAGUCAGGACUUCCCUUUUGUUCUAUAUCUUCUGAAUAGCUGUAUUGUAUUUCGGUAGUGCUAUCUUAAGCAAAUUGAUUCUUAUGGUUUCUA
Molecule: messenger RNA, 1413 nt
Organism: Cornus florida
Lineage: Eukaryota; Viridiplantae; Streptophyta; Magnoliopsida; Cornales; Cornaceae
Product: serine/arginine-rich splicing factor SR45a-like
Exons: 7
Coding region: 117-1178 (353 amino acids)
Biological process (GO): positive regulation of mRNA splicing, via spliceosome
Cellular component (GO): spliceosomal complex
Molecular function (GO): RNA binding
Source: RefSeq, a predicted model, not a curated record